Messenger RNA from Amoebophrya sp. A120, 11448 nucleotides. The record is from the annotation of a GenBank genome assembly. NCBI's taxonomy places the organism in Eukaryota, Dinophyceae, Syndiniales, Amoebophryaceae.
CUUGUCCUGCAGCUGAGUACCUACUCAGUCACUGCAGCUACAAAACAAAUUUACCAUCCAAAGAUCGAAUAGACGAAAGGUCGACUAGGACUAGGUGGAAGGUCGUCUCACUCGAAGGAAGGUCUACCAGUGCAAUAGGAAUAGCACUCUUUACUUACAGCUAGAAGAAUAAGAAUAACUCGAUUCAGAUACAUGUUGAUAAGUUUAUUGGAGCCCCCACCUCAGAGCAGACGAUUGGAAAUUUAACUAAACGCUAUAGAUUUGUUUGUUUGUUUGUAGAAAUGCGGUAAGGUGGAAACGCGAUUACUCACCUUUUUUCUUUAGCGCUAUUUCAAUAAAAAUCCCUCUACGCAGAGAAGCUUGAAAAAAUACUCAGUGACUGCUCCCGGUAGUGCUAGUGUGCAACUGCUUUAAAACUAAAAGCGGCCUGUUGGAAAAAGAUACUGCUGCCCAUAACCAUCUGUCGUUGAAAAAAGGCACAGCUGACUGCAGGCUGAACCAGUCCUGCCGUGCUUAGGGAGAUCGCGACACUUUGGUCGCUUUUUAACCUUUUGAUCACUAUAAAAAUUUAAAUGCGAAGUCGAAGCUUUCUGCUAAGUGUGUAAAGUCAAAAUCAGAGACUUUGAGAAAAAGAAGGAGUUUAUGAGAGAAAAAAUUAACAACUAGUCUGGAGUCAUUUGCAGAGCGUCACUCAUCAACCGCGUUGCGGCCGCGUGCGUCAGACCACCACUGGUGCCGGAUUGCUGGGAAGGGGCCGGUGAGUGGUGCAAGGGUUGCAUUGGCUUCCGCCAGGGCCCUCGCGACUUGGUUCGGUUUGUCGCGGCACUCUUCCAUGUGCCCGAGGUCCCAGGAGCGGAAGAAGGGCUGCGUGAUCGGACACUCGUGCACGAAGUGCGCCGUCGUCGCCUUCCCCUGUCCACAUAGAGCACAGUCGAGGUCUUCCCCACUCGGUUGCGCCGCCAACAACCCAAAGCGCAGGGCGUAAUACAUGGUCUGGCCAACGCGGCCGCCGGCGUCGGUCACCAGAUCACGCCCCCAGCCCCCUGUUUCCUGGAGCGUUUGCGCUGUUUUGCUCUUUGUCUUUUCGUCCCGUUGCCGUUCGGCCAGGUUCCGGCGGGCUUCGUUCCGCACGUAGCGGCGGGCCUCCGUUUUGAACUGCUUGUGCGUGAUCGGCUCGCCCUCUUCCUGCAGGUCGCUGCGGUUGGCGUACCCCGCGAGGUGGUCGGCGACCACGUUCCCCGCGAUGCCGGAGUGCCCUGGCACAUAUCGGACGACCAGCUUGGCGCAGCUUUGCAGCGCGUCCGCUGCUGCCGUGUAGACCUCGGUGUCCAGGUCGUCCCGCAGUCUCGGACUGAGCAACGCCCGCACGUUGGACUGGCUGUCCGUGCAGAUCGUCACCUGCUCGCUUUUCAGCGCGUGGCGUGCCACCGCUCGGAAGGCUGCGAUGAGCGCCAUGCGUUCGGUUUCGUACGAAUCCGUGUGGAGCCCGAUGGGCCACGCCGCCCCACACUGGAUGCCGAACCCAUGCAGAAAGACGCCACAAGACCCGGCAAAGUCUUUGACCGACCCGUCACAAUACAGCACCAGGCUGGACUCCCGGAGGGUGUCUACCAGCGCCGGCGUGCCUUCGUUUCUCCACGUCGCCUCGAAGCGGCCCUGCUCCUCAGCCUCGUGGAGGACGGACCACCCCCGCCCUGCCUUCGCGCCGAUCUCGGGGAGAACGGACGAGGCCGCGACGUUUGAUUCGUCGAUCACUUGCAAGCCGGUUUCUAGCCAGUCUACGCUCGAGGUGUUCGCGACCUCCCGCAGCGCGUCCCCGGGCGGGCGUGAGAAAGCGCGGGCCGUGAGCGCCGUGCUUUCCACUUGGUAGAGCUCUGGGAGCGACAACAGGCCGGCCGUCAUAAGUGCGCAGGCGCGGUUCACCUGUCUGAACUUCGGAAAGCCCAGCACUUCUUUGGCCCCCACCAGCUGGAAACUGUUCAGGGCGGCCGCUUCCUUCGCCCCGAGCCCGUUCCAGUAUGUUGUUAGCCCAUACGUGAGGACGCUUUCGCAGAAUAACUGGUAAAAAGCCCGGACGGACUUCGACCCGGCGCCCAACGCACGCGAGAGGAUGCGCACCGCCGCCAUCCUCUUGGUCAGGGUUUCGGAUAUGACUGCAAAGUGCCGACAGAAUGUCAACUUGCGAUCAAACCACACACCGAGAAAGCGUGGGUAGGGGUCGUAGACGAGCCUCUCCCCGUCGUGGUGCAGGGCGAGCUCAUCCAAGUCGCAUGCAAACUCGUUCUGGAAGACGAUAUACGAACACUUCCCGGGGGAAAGCUCCAUAUUGCUCCGGCUGCAGAAGUCGGCGACCACGUCCAGGGCAGCCUGGAGGAGUUUCUGUGCUUCCCCUGUUUCCCCGGGGCCGUACUCCAGUGUGAGCGCCAAGUCGUCCACGUACGCGAGGACUUGCACCCUCGGGCACUUCUUCUGCAGCUCUCGGAGCAGUACGUCGGCGAAACUGCACCAGACCAGCGGCCCGAGGCACGUGCCCUGCGGGACCCCCUGGCGCAGCGGGACGGCCUGGGAGGUCUCGUUGUUGAACCUCACCACCCGGCGUCGGUUGGUGACGAAGGAGCAGAUCCACCGCGUGAGCAGCAGGAACUCCUGUUUUCGUGCCGGGUUUUUAAACUCGUGCCGCCGCUCCAGUAGUCCGUUGAGGAACAGCGGCGGGCACACGCGCUCAAAGGCCGAGCUCAGGUCCAAGAAGCACGUCGCCCUGCGGCGGUUCUUGCGCAGGGUGUCGGAGGCCAGGGCCCCCAGCGUUGCCGUGUGGUCCGUCGCGCUUCUUGCGGGUGUGUCCCCGUACUGGUUCUUGCUGUACAACGGGGCCCCCUCCGCCUGGAAGGUUAGCCGCAGGCGCCGCAGUACUGUGCGUUCCCAGACUUUCCCCAAGCACGACGUCAAGGCCACCGGCCGGAGGGAUUUGGGAAGGUCCGCGGCACGGCCGGGCUUUGGUACUGGUACACAGACUUCUAGCCGCAUUACCUCCGGCGUCACGCCUUCGGUGACCCCUUGCUCGAAGGUUGCGCGCAAGAGCUGCUUGCCCUGUUGCGGGAGGUUUUUCAGCAGCACCCCGUGGAUGCUGUCUGGCCCGGGAGCCCCGCCCGGCUUUUGUCCCCGCAAAGCGAACUCCACGUCGUCCAGCUCCAAGCACAGCGCUGUGCUCGGCGCUAGCUCUUCCGCUAGUGUGUGCUGGUAUUGGUCCCAGGCCACUCGCUCGGCCCCGGGGUCCAACACCGGGUGGGACCCAUAGAAAUGCGCCAAGACACAUGCGAGCUUUUUGAACACCAGCUUCCCCGCGUAUCGCAGCGCGGUGGUCUGCUGUUUCGGCGGCGGCCGCCCUUCUAGUUCCCGCAAAAGCCGGAAGGCCCCACUGGUUGUCUGCUCCGCUUGCUCGAGCUUUUGCCCGAACUCGUCGUCCCUCCUGCUGGCCUCGGCACUUGCUACACGCGCCGUCGCGCGCCGUAACGCGGUGCGCCAGAACAGUCGCUCCGCCGGCGGUGCGAAGGCCACGCGCUUCAUGCACUCUCCCCGCUCUUUCAGUGCGAGGUCUAGCUCCGUGCCUGUUUGCCACCGCGGCUGCCUGUGUCUCUUUCUCGUGACAUUGCUGCGUGGGAUGGACCUGUGCGCGGCGGCUUGUAUCGCAGCGCGGAUGUGUGCGAACUUGGCCUCGACCGACAGUGGUGCCGGGUGGUCCCGGAGGAAGGUGCGCAUGUCUGCGCGGUACAAGUCCCAGUCCGCCCGGUUGAAGUUCAGUCGCGUGCGCCUCGUCGUUGUGGGGAGUGGUUCCUGCCAGAAGUCCGGGAUCCACGGAGCUGCCGUGGGGUCCGUCGGGAGGGUCGCGACCGCCCCGGGGGCCGGCGCAGAUGGCGUUUCUGUGCUUGGUGUCGGGACCGGUGUGGGGCCGCCAAAUGAGGGGACUACCGGUGCCAGCCCGGAGACUGCGGCAACUAGCAAACCCAGCCCCGGCAAGACCGGCAGUCGUUUCUCCCCUGUGCUACUCUGCGCGUCCGCGCUGUGCUUGUUCGCGCGCUGGGCCCGAAGGCGCUCGAACUUCUCCUUGCGAAGAACCUACUUUAGCCUCCCGGUGAGAUUUACUUUCCCACCCCCUCCUCCUGCUCCCUGUGUUUCGGAACCGGCGUCCUGUGUGCCCCGGAGGCCUUGGUCAGCCUUCUGCCCCGAGCCAGUAGCGCGGCCUCGUCCCGCCCCUCCUCCCCCGGCGUCGUCUUUUGCUGUGUUGCUGGCGGUGAAGUUCUGCUUCCCCGGACGCUGAUCGGCACGUGGCUCCACCAAGUCGAAGACCAGGGCCGCAUGGUCGCCGCCGACGAGGCACACUGCUGGCCCCUGCGGCUGUAGUUCGGCAGCCCGGGCGAGUAGUCCUCCGGUCAGCAACACUACGUCCGGCGAGGUCUUCGACGCAGGCCGGGUCGGCAGCGGGGUGGUGUAGAACUCCAGCGCCUGCGCAGUUGCCCAGGUCUUCACCUGGGUCGCCCGCGGCUCCUGUGUGUGGUUCGCGUCCCAGGAAAUUGCAAUCUCCUUCCCCGGCGGCAUGUUGAUUGCCGGUAGGGCGGGGAUUCCCGGAGGAGUGUAGACGUUCGCGCUUACGCCCCACUCCUUGCCCGUGUCGAGGUUGAACAGGGUGGCGCAGGUGGAGGCAACGUUCUUCCCGCCCUCCGCGACAAUGCGGAAGUCCGGGUCUGACUUCACGACACCUACUCGCCCCUCUCGUACGAUGCUGGCAGCCCCUCCCCCGCUGCCUUCGGACUCACAGACUUCAAGCACCUCCCAGCCCGGGACGUGGCGCUGGAGAAACUCGCGGAGGAACUCUUCACCGCGCCAGGUUUCCUGGAGGUGGCACAAGUCCACCUCGUGCUCCUCAAGCAGCUGGCGCAGCGCCGCCCCCUUAACAGAAGCCGCCGCUUCGUCGCUUUGGUUGAGCGACUGGCAGUUCCACUGCGCGACCCGCACAGCCCCUUGCACGACUGGGUGCUUGACACCGUACUGCUCUUCCUCGCUUUUCGCUGCGCCCUUGGCCGGCCCGACCACGUGGCGGGUGUAGUACUUGACCUCCUUCCCCCGGCUACACUCGGGUAAGAGGAAGGUGGUGCACUUCUUGUGCGCCUUUGCGAUGUGCUCGCUGAAGCCCUGGACCCUACCCGCGUACCCGCGGCUGUACGUGCAGUGCGAGCAGUAGUAGCGCCGUGUUGCUGCUGCUUGUUUUAGCGUGUCCCCCAGGCCGACUACAACGCAGAACUCGGUGUUCUGGUAGUGUGGGAGGUCCUGGACCGACACAACGCCUUCGACCGCACGCGCAGCUUCUUCCGGGUCUUCGUCCCCGUCAAGGCCAACACUGGCGCGCCCUGUGUUACUGCUACUACUCCCACCCCCUUGCACGCGAUUUAGUUGAUCCGCUUGUAGUACAGGGGCUGCAACGCCACUGGCGUCGCUGCCUUCCAGCCCGGGCGGCUGCCGUAGGAGCCUCUGUUGCUCUGCUGUCGGGUGCGCCGCUGCAAGCAUUGCUCUUGUUCCGGAGUUGGAGAUGUGUUGCAGGGCUUCCCCCUGCGCAGGUCCGCUUGCGGCCUGCGUCCCGGCAGCACGCCCCAGGCCAGGAGGAGUCUGUUCUGGCUGGACCUCCUGCUCCUGCCGGACCCGCGGGAGAGCAGGCUCCCUCGCCGCUGCUGUGUUGCCAUCCUGAUGAUUCGCCGCUGCUGUUUCAUCAUGUGCAGGAAGGGCAGGGGGGGCCUGCUGGAUUUGUGUUAUUGCGCCCCCUACUUGUCGGCUGCUGUGUCCAGGAAGCAGGUCGCGCUGCGUCACCAAUUCUUGGUGUGAGGCGGGGGUAUUUGCGUGGGCCUGGGGACACGCGUGUUGGAUCGGAGUCGCUGCUACAUCGGCGCCCCAUCCUGGAGGCGGCGUUCUGUUCGAGCAGGCGCGCCGGCAUGCGUCUGCGACGACGUAUACCACCCCCAGCGCCGUGCCCGUGCACACUACUAUCGCGACGGCGCCUAGCGGCGACAGCACCGACGGGUCUGGGUGCCACCGCCCAUGGUGGAAAGCAGCAGCACUGGGCUCCGGUCCCGUUCUUAGGUCCGGGAAGACCCGGCGCAGCGCUGGGCUUCCGUAUUCUCCCUCCCGGUCGAGGUAAAGGUGCCCCGGGAUCUGGCCCGAGACGACCGUCUCUUCCUCCAGCUCCGCCCCCGCGUGUCCCCCAAUCAUCAUCGAAGCUCCCGGGUUGGCCAUGUAGUGCGAGUUUAUUUGCACCGCUAUUCCGACGGCGACAACGACAAGCGCCAGCAGGCCGUGGCUCUGUAGGGCCCGGAAGACCCGGCGGAACUGCUCUUCCAGGAUGAGGGUCAGGACCGUCACGAGGUCCAUUUCCUGGUGGGGGUAGCACGCACCCUGCUGAUGUACCCCUAUCGUACCGGUGCCGCCGGCGUUUGGCGCAGGUCCUUGCGCCCCCGGUCGUGUGUAGGCGGCCUCCUCGCGAGCUCCGCGUUCUGUCGCUCGCGACUGCUGUGUGCCCGCCCGUACCUCGCCUGUCCUGGGCAGGGCCGCUUCUGCCGGGGCGCCAACAGGGAGGGGUCUUUGCGGGAUGACAAUGCCACCGCCCGGCGGGAUCGCGUUGUAGGUGCUUUGGGUUGGUGGUGUUGCUGUCGGGGUGCUGAUAAUCUGGUCGGAGUGUUGGUGAUGAGGCUGCUGCUGUUGCUGCUGCAGUUGCUGUUGCUGGUGCGUUUGCUGCUGCUGGUGCGUCUGCUGUUGCUGCUGCAGUUGCUGUUGCUGGUGCGUUUGCUGCUGCUGGUGCGUUUGCUGUUGCUGCUGCAGUUGCUGUUGCUGUUGCAUUUGCAGUUGCUGCUGCAGUUGCUGCAGCAGUUGCUGCUGUUGUUUACCAGUACUACCACUGGCUUCUGCCUCCGUGACGGGCUUCGGGGGUUGCUGGUGGGCCGCCGCGUUUUGGCUGUGCGCCAUGGACUCCAGUACCUUGCGGACCUCCCGCAUCUCCUCUGACAAAGCUACGAGCUGCUCCGAGCCGGUCUGCUCUCCGGUAAGAGCGUUCCUCGUUAUCAGUGGAACGGCGAUCUCUCGCCCUUGCAGCUGCCCCAGCAGAUGCCGCACGUCUUGGUGGUGCUGCGUCAUGGCCCCCAGGAGUCCUGUCGCAUCUCCCGCUGGGUUCACACCCUGUGUGGCCGGCGUCACCGCUUGCCCGGUCUGUGCUCCGGCCGGCUGGAGCUGCAGCUGUUGCUGUUGUGCUGCGAGUAGUCUCUGCACGUCUUGGAAACUAAAAGACGUCUGCUGCGUUGGCGCCGGCUGUGCCGGCGGCAGCAUCGUAUGUGCACCGCCACCUUGCUGCCGGUUGAAGGCACUGCCAAACGCAGGCGCGGAGAAGUUGCCUGACUGUGCCCCGAGACUAUCACCCGAUCGCGGGAGGCCGCCCUGCUGCCCGACUGGGAAUGCGGUCUGGUAUCCUGUCGGCCCUCCACCUGCGGCUCCCUGCAUCGAGUGUAAUACGAGGUAGUCGUUUACUGUCGGAAGAGGAGUGGCUCCCUGCCCCAAAGCCGGCCCCCCAUAGUUUGGCGCGGGAGGUUGGACGCUCUGUGGCUGCACAUGGUUUGUUUGCUGUAGUGUAUUUUGCUGCGCCCAUCCUUGCUGCGGGGGGUUUUGCUGCACGACGUUGUUGGUCCGCUGUUGUGGGCCUGUUGGCCACUGCUGGUACCGGAACUGGCCUUCCGGAUUGCCUCCCGUGCCGAACAUGCCGCGUUUCUGCAGCCGCUUGUUCACAGCAGGUUCCGGUUGAUUCUGGCGGACCUCUGCGCUGCACUACUCUAAGGAGGAAAAGUCGCCGCUUCCGAGUAGCGAUUCACGUCGUUGUUUGGAUUUUGGAGAAAAGAAGUCCUUAACCCGCCGAGCUGUAGCCGCGGUUUCUGGGAAUCUCGGGUCCCCGUUUCUCCGAAAGCGCAGUUUUAGCCCGGCGGGAUUGGGACACUAAAUUCGCGGCGGGGCGAAACGGCUCUGCGGGGUGCGCGACAGCUCUACUUUACUCGCCGUCCCCUGCAGGAGUCCCGACGUCCGGCGUCCCCCCGGUGUCCCCCACCCUCUUCAGCCUUCGCAAGGCGUGGAGCUCCUGAAGUAGCGUCGCGUUGUGGUCCUCCGCCGCUCGUGUCCACUCAGCGAGGUCCCGAGCGACCUUCUCCUCGAUCCUUUCGAUGAGCAGCGUAAUGCCCGGGUCGCCGCCGAAAGGGUCGUAUACGAUGCCCAGGCUGUACUGGCCGUAGGCAACCCGCUCAACCUGCAGAAACGCGCUACUGUCGUGCUGGGUGGAGCACAAGAGGUCGCGCACUGACAGCGGUAGUGACUCUGUCGUGGCAAGGGCCUGAGCGGGCGCUCUGUUCCUCGUCAGUUCCACGAUGAGGUUGCAGGGGCAGUACUCGUAGACAAAGAGCGCGAAAUCCCCUCGGGACGCUGCGAAGUGCUGCUGUGAUGUCUCCUUGGACCGGAGCCACCCGCGUCUCUCCUCUGUUUCCUGCGCUAGGUUGUCGUGGUCGCGUUCAACCUUUAUCAACGCGGUAUAGUUGCUUGUGAAGGGGAUGAGGAGCGGGAGGUGGUGCAGGCUGGUUAGGUGCUGCUUCGUUUCCUCCGUGUUCUCGCGGUAUUCCUUCGCCUCGCGUUCUGUGAUCACACCUGUCCGCAGGAGCUCCUCUAUCGCUGUCGGGCUCCGGCGGCGCAGCAUAUCAUCGCGAGACGCAGCGACAAUAUUGGCAAAGGAAAAACGGAGAAAAGCAGAACCCCCGGUGGCUAUUUCUGUGUUGCCUCUUGCCACUCUUUUACUUUUUUGAGGUCUUUUGUUUUUGCGGCUAGCUGUAUACUGUCCCUGAUGCCGUCUUUUACUUUUUUGGGAUCUUUUUGUUUGGGGGUUCUGCACGAGACUAGAAAGUGUGAACACACACGACUACGGCUCACCACCUCGAUCUUCAAGACAGUAGCGCGUACUCCAGCCCGCUGAUCCCGAGCGUCCUUGUCGGGGCCGCACGGACUAUGACGACCAGCUAUGGCAGGAGGACGGCAAGGGUGGAUGUGCGUCGGGUGGUCACGCCUCUUCGUUUCGCUGCUGCUCCUUCCUCGGAACUGUUGCUGUAUUUUAUUGUCUUCUGGACAGCGGAGGGAACGGUAAGUGUCGUCUUCGCCACCGGUUUGGGCCUCCGGUGGAAAUGUGGGGCACGGUGGCGACGCAGGUGCCCGGCAGUUCAGCACGAUAGUACUGCAGGAUCUAGAGGGUUAAGCUACGAGCUGGCCCUGCACAGAUUCCGCUCCUCCGGGACGGUUGUUCGUCUUCAGACACGACGGCACGCGGUUCCGGGCUAGUAAAAAUCCUCUUUGUAAGAGGAUAAUUCCACUGUCCGCUCCUGGCUGGAGACGAACAAGGACCGGGCUUGCGUAGUCUUAAAUCGCCGAAUCCCGACCCCAGGAGCCUUUGUCGGGGACCCCUGGACUAUGACGGUCGGGAUCGGUUCACUUGCUACGCGGGACGCCGGAUCCUUAUUGUCUUUUAGCGUCUUCCGGCCAGUGGGGGGGACGGCAAACGCCGUUCGUCGGCAGCAGCAGGUAGUCUCUACUUCCAGGGCCCGGCCGGAGGGCUAGAGCAGCGAGUUAUCCUCCGGUGGCACGGUGGUCGUGUCACCGUCGUAUCACUUUCCAGAACUGGCGACCCUCCCACGCAGCAGAUCGCUCGCGACAACUGCAAAAAGCAAAAUCACCAGUAACAGACCCCGGGCUUCCUUCUUGUGGUUACCCAGACUAUGUCGGCCUGCUCUGGGUCACUGGUUGUUUCCUUUUGUCGCGCUGCUGGCUGGAUCCCAAGAAGAUGGCUGCACUCGGAAGCUGUCCAAAGCCAGUGGGUGAAGCGGGUUCGGGUGGAAGCUGCAAACCCGAUGACAGCAAUAAACUGGUGCCGAAGGGACUUCAACACGGAGACGACCAAGAGAGAACGCGGAGUUGGACAACCAUCAUGCUUUGUGAUGGAGUUUCAAAAAAUUCCCGGCUCUCAGUUCUCUCAGAAAAAGGUCCAAACGAGGACUCCCACACGCCGUGGGCACGGUGCAAUUGUUUCAACCGUGUUUAAUAAAAACGCUAUAGAUUCAACCAACGCUAUAGAUUUCUCUAGAUGUAAAGCUAAAUUUUGAGAUCGAAUGUUUUCUUACUCUUUUUACCACAUUUUCCAUGCUGUUCGCAACCACUUUUACGACAAUCGAAGCCCGUCUUUCCAAAAACAACAUUAGAAAAAGUAGUAACGCGAGUGGUAAUGUUUCGCAUUGACUUAUACAGGAAUUUGAUAGACCUUUUUUACUGCAAUCCUCUUUCAGAAAUCAUUGUGAAGUAAGAUAUUUCGUCGAAGAAGUUGUAAGUUGAAGUAGACCACAUUCAUUAUGCCAAUCGCCACCCAGAAGAGACAGCCCACGCGCGAGGAGGUCCGUCGAGGACUCGCCGACAAAUACAGGGGGGAGCGGAAUGUUGUAGGAACCCAGUUGUUGCCCUGCUGCGAGCACGAUUCACAGAAAGUAUCAGGCUGGCACCGCGACGGCUACUGCGGAACACAUGCGAACGAUCGAGGUAUCUAUAAGAUGGAAAGAAGUACACGCGCUUCUCUACUUUGUCAGCUCAUCAGCAGGGACUGUGGGAGGGCAGCGAGUAGGACCACAAAUCACUUUUCUACUACUGACCGAGUACGCAUAAGUAGAUACUCACGAGGUCGUAAGAGCUCCGCCCACUAGGCACGAAAGCUCCUGUAGUACUUCUUUUCGAUUCCAGAAGUUCCGUACUUGAUGUUGUGUAACAAGUAGAAAAACCAUAAUGAAUUAUUCGCAGGAUUGCACGUUGUGUGCGCAAAGAUGACCACGGGUUUCUUGGACUUCUCAGCGGCCCGAGGAAAUAAUCUCCGGGACGCGCGACCGCCGCACUUCUGGGGUUUGCAAGAAGGUGACCACUGGUGCAUUUGCGCGACGCGGUGGUUGGAAGCCUACAAAAACGGAAAGGCCCCACAGGUAUUAAGCCUUGUUUAGUGCUUCUGUAGCACUUCUACAAGGUACUAGAACAUCAACAUCAUGAUCGAUUUAGGUUUUUUUCAAUUUGUCCGGUAUGAUGUUGGCAUGAAGAACGCAAGUAUGAUUUUAAUCUAAAUCUAAUCUGUCGAAAAAUUGAUCACAGGUCUACCUAGAGUCCACGGCAGAGUGGGCUCUCAGCGUGAUCCCGCUGGAGUUUCUGCAAGAACAUGCUGUCACUCCGAUGGAGCGUGUGGCCGAUCCGGCCGCGGGCUCAUCAGGCGUACAUGAACAGUUACAGCAGGCCGGUAUGUUGGAAAACGACUCCCCCGGUGGAGACGCCCUCAUGCUCGAUGCGCAACCGCCGCUGCGGGACUAG